AUGUCGCACCCGUCCGACGUCCACAACGUGUCGAGUCUCUGGGACGAUGCGCUGCCCUACGCCGUGGCCGCCCUCGCGCUGUACCUCUCGCUCCGCCAGCUGUUCAACGUGGACCGCGCGCUCCUCAAGCUCUGGCCGUCGUUCGUCGUGCUCUUUGGCUACUACCGCUACCGCGUCGCCCUCGCAGCGCCCUCUCCGUGGUCGUCGUCGUCGCUGCUGUUGGCGUACUGGACCGCAGCGCAGCGCCGCGCGCCGGUCGUGGAAGCUGUGGUCGGUGACUCGCUGCUCGGCAUUGGACUCGUCGCGGCUGUUGCGGCCGCUGUCGACUUGGGACGCCGCGCGCGCUACGUGUCGCGCAAGCACGUGCUCAAUGUCGUGGGUGGAUUCGUACUUAGUGCGAUGAAACAGCUGCCGUUUGUGAAGACGCGCGUGGCGCUCGAGAUGAAGAAGUUCGAACAAGACGUCGAGCGAUUGGUCCGCAAGAACGACCGAUUGGCCAAUAAGAUGGCGAAGCUCUAUGCGCUGCCGGACAAGGGGAUGGACGAUGCCCAGCUGCUGGCGCUCAUGGCGGAGCUGGCCGGCACGGACGACGACAAGUGGCGCGACGGACUCGUGUCGGGCGCGGUCUACCACGGCGAGAAGGCGCACUUGGACGUGCUGAACCAGGCCUACGCGCUCUUUGGCGUGUCCAAUCCACUGCAUGCCGACCUGUGGCCAGCGGUGACCAAGUUUGAGGCCGAAGUGAUUGCCAUGACAGCAGGAUUGAUGAACGGAGGCCACGCAGACGUGUGUGGCUCGCUGAGCUCGGGCGGCACGGAGAGCAUAUUCCUGGCGACCAAGACGCACCGCGAGUUCUACCGUCACAAACACGGGAUCACGAAGCCCGAGAUCAUUGCUUGCGUGACUGCUCAUGCGGCGAUUGACAAGGCGUGUGACAUCUUGGGCAUCCGGCUGAUCAAGGUGCCAAUGGACCCGAAAACGCUCAAGAUUGAUGUUCAUGCCGUGCGCUGGAGCAUCUCGGCGAACACGAUAUUGCUGUACAGCAGUGCACCCAACUUCCCACAUGGCAUUAUUGACGAUAUUGAAGCACUGUCGAAGCUUGCGGUCCGGCACGACGUCGGCCUCCACGUCGACUGCUGCCUCGGUGGAUUCGUGUUACCGUUUGCUCGUCAGCUGCGCCAGGAUAUUCCUGCUUUCGACUUUUCGUUGCCGGGCGUGACCAGCAUGUCGUGCGACACGCACAAGUAUGGCUAUGGCUCGAAAGGAACGUCUGUUGUGCUUUACAAGAACGCAGACAUUCGUCGAUUCCAAUACUUUGCCUACCCGGAUUGGACGGGCGGACUUUAUGCGACGCCGACACUUGCGGGCAGCCGAUCGGGAGCACUGAGCGCUACAGCUUGGGCUGCAAUGGUACGCCUUGGGCAUGAAGGGUAUCUUGAGAAGACAAAGGGCAUUUUGGACACCGUCGAUGCGAUCAAGGCUGGCAUCCAGCGCAUUGAUGGCAUCCACGUUCUGGGCGACCCGAAGGCAAUGGUGGUGAGUUUUGCUGGCGACACAGGUGUCAGUGCGCUCAAGGUUAGCGACGCUAUGGCCAAGCACGGAUGGAGCCUGAAUCCGCUGCAGCACCCGACAUCAGUGCACCUAUGCGUUACCGUUCGCCAGAUUGGCAAAGCGCAGAAGUUCUUGGAUGCGCUGGAAGACGCCGUGAACGAAGUGAAGAAGGACCCCAAUCCAUCACCAGAGGGGGGCAGUGCUAUCUACGGCAUGGCUUCUAGCUUGCCAGCUGGGCCAGUGGACGACCUUCUUCGCAUUUACACAGACAUCACCCUCAAGGUCUAA
This is a messenger RNA of Hyaloperonospora brassicae, 1839 nucleotides long. NCBI's taxonomy places the organism in Eukaryota, Oomycota, Peronosporomycetes, Peronosporales, Peronosporaceae. The record is from the annotation of a GenBank genome assembly.